AUGGGUGUUCAAGUCGGUAGCGACGGGACACGAACCACAUACUCUACGAUGAAGUCUCCCACGAUGGCCACGGUAACCAUCGGUCGUUCUCCAGCUUCAUCUCAGCCGCUUGGGGCGGCAUCACCGCCGGCCUCUGGCCCUCGUGCCCCUCAACCAUCCGACAAGACCACGACGCCAUCGGACUCAGUGCUUCCUGAUCCUAACCUCGUCAAUCCUCGCCUCCUCGUAAACGGAGCGUGUAUUUAUGAGCGACAUCUCCCCGGAGACGCAUAUAUCACGGCGCGAGUGCAGCGCCUACAGCACGGAUACUACUCCAGUCCCGCCGUGUCCAACCAAGAUGUUGACCAUGUGGAUUUCUUAGGCAUAACUUUUGUCUUUCAUUCGCCUAACACCCUGUCACAUCGCUUCAAGGCUGCCACCAUUCGCGCAUCGGUCAGCGGGCACAGGGAGUCACCAUCGUCCGGGGCCCGGGUCAGGAAGCCUCGGUUCCUGAUGCACGCGCCGCAUCUCCUUUACGGAGCAGUGUCGCCGGAAACCAUGCAGUGGAACUAUAGUCUCAGCGGGUCGUUAGGCGUUGCCGACUUGCCGCUGAUAGCCAGUCUGUCACCGAGCGGGGGCAUCAAUGGACGGUAUAAGCGGUACGAGAUGAUGCGGAUACAGGGUUCUGUCCGGUCGCUGAAAAGCCCGCGGGGGCGGGAAUACGACGUCGAAGCCGGUGAGAUCGUUUGGUCUCUGGAGGAGAACACUCUGCAGCGAUCGGGUCUGCCUCGAGAGUUCACGUUUGCGAUGUUGAUCCAGAAACCCCGCGCGGAGAGUCGAGUGCAUUUCGCUCUGGAGAUCGAGCCGGUGCUGCAGUCCUGGUGGUGCAGUUAUCCUGGGCUGUUGUUGGGCUUGCCUCGAUACAAGCCUGUGCGACGGCGCGCGGUAGACUUUCGCGUGCAGGUGGGCCAACGCUUCGAGCCUGUCACUCCGCGAAAGGGGUUCAACUUCGCAGCUUUGGAAAGUUCCUUCGAUGACUAUGUUCAUAUGCCGGGGAGGAAGUUCGCGUCUGGUAUCUCCCCGGACGGUGGGAUAUUCCAAGACGACAACGAGAUUCGACGCGACGUGACACGAGACUUGACUAUGCUAGAUCCGCUCGGGGCCGUGCCUAAAGUUCCAGCUAUUGGCAAUGCUGCCUUUGGGCUGGCGGGAAAGACGGAGCUGAAUCAGACCGUUGUGCCCGUCAUGCCUGGGUUUGAUCCGGGAUCGUUCACCAUGCGACUGUUGUUGGACAACGACGAGAGCACGAAACAUACACAGGUGGCAUCUGAACUCACCACAGUUUGUGAAACGAAGACGGCGGAGCAACAGAAUUUGCGACAGUCGCGUCGGAGCAGUCGAGGCCAGAGCGCCUAA
This is a messenger RNA of Aspergillus homomorphus CBS 101889, 1395 nucleotides long. RefSeq lists its product as uncharacterized. The coding region runs from base 1 to 1395 and encodes 464 amino acids. The transcript is spliced from 2 exons. NCBI's taxonomy places the organism in Eukaryota, Fungi, Ascomycota, Eurotiomycetes, Eurotiales, Aspergillaceae. The record is from RefSeq and is a predicted model, not a curated record.